CCUUACACGCAAGUAAAACUAAAUCAGACUUAUCUGUUCGAAACCUUUUUCCCCUCCAAUUUGAACUUACUCUGCAACUCUCCCCUACUGUAACCCAUCCAUGCAAUCCUCUCUAGAUCUUCCUUCCUCCAGUAUUCGUCUGCUUUAUCUAUCUCUUCCUCUUUCUCUUUCACAUACCUUUAGACACACCUUUUCGCUCUCCCUCCAACCUCUCCAAGCUGUUGAGUUCUCAUUUUCUGGCAAACAUAUCCUACUAAUUUACUCCCAAUAAUUCAAAUGGAGCCUUAGCUUGCCAACUGACUUCGGUCUGCAAAGAGGACACUGCACUUGUUUGAGGUAUGUGAAAUUGAAUUCCUGGAAAUGGGUCGAGAUGGAACUUUGGUUCCGGUGGAGUCCCUGAAGAAGAAGACUGCGGUUUCCAGGAGCUGGAUUUUGCUGGAUCACAACGGGCAGAGUACCAUUCUUGAUGUGGACAAGUACGCUAUCAUGCGUAGAGUCCAGAUUCACGCCAGAGAUCUUCGAAUCCUUGAUCCUCUUUUAUCAUAUCCUUCAGCGAUCUUGGGCAGAGAAGGAGUUAUUGUUCUCAAUUUGGAGCAUAUCAAAGCAAUAAUCACAGCAGAGGAGGUAUUGCUUAGAGACCCAUUGGACGAUAAUGUAAUCCCCAUUGUUGAGGAACUUCAAAGACGAUUACCUCUUGUAAAUGUUACGAGCGAAAUUCAAGGCGAAGAGGAAGAGCAUCCUGGGGUGCCAAAAGAUUUUGAUACAGGCGAAGAAAAUGAAUUUCCAUUUGAAUUCCGAGCAUUAGAAGUUGCAUUAGAAGCCAUUUGUAGUUUUCUAGAUGCGCGUACUCGAGAACUGGAGACCGAUGCUUAUCCUGCUUUAGAUGAGCUAACCUCCAAGAUUAGCAGUCGUAAUCUCGAUCGGGUGCGUAAACUGAAGAGUUCCAUGACAAGGUUGACAAAUCGUGUUCAAAAGGUAAGGGAUGAACUUGAGCAACUUCUGGAUGAUGAUGAUGAUAUGGCAGACCUUUACUUAUCAAGAAAAUUAGUUGGCUUAUCUUCACCUGUCAGUGGCUCUGGUGCCCCCAAUUGGUUUCUUAACUCUCCUACCAUAGGUUCAAAGAUAUCCAGAACAAGUAGGGCCAGUGCAACAACAAUGCAAGGGGAGAACGAUGUUGAAGACCUUGAAAUGUUGCUUGAGGCUUACUUCAUGCAGAUAGAUGGCACAUUGAACAAAUUGACUACGUUGCGUGAAUACAUUGACGACACAGAGGACUACAUCAAUAUCCAGCUUGAUAAUCAUAGGAAUCAACUAAUUCAGCUAGAGCUCUUACUAUGUUCAGGGACUGUGUGUUUGUCUGUGUAUUCCCUAGUGGCAGCAAUUUUUGGCAUGAAUUUACAAUACACAUGGAGGGAGGGCCAUAGUUACGUAUUUAAAUGGGUGGUCAUCCUCACAGCCAUAAUUUGUGCAAGUAUUUUCACAUCAAUAAUUUCAUAUGCUCGGCACAAAGGUCUUGUUGGGUCUUGAUUCCUGAAUGAAUACAUUACAUGUACAAAAAACCAGCUAGAAGGAGAUGCAGAAUAAAGCUUGAAAUAGUACUUCCAAGUCCUUUACUUUUGGUGGCUUUAGGAACAUGUUCAACGACUCGAUCAUCAAUUCCGGUGCGAAACCCAAAUAAGUAAAAUGCUAUGUCUAUCAUUGGUAUGUAGAAAAUAUUGGAUCGAUCAUGGGUUAGGUGGUCAUGUCGUUAGUCAUUGAAUUUAGCUAGAAAGUGGGUGCCAUAGAGGCAUUAAUUUGUUAGCUAGUACUGUGUUAAUAAAAACAUGUAUAGUGAGAUUGGCCUUUAGUUGUAACUAAAAUCCAGGACCAGGAGAGAUAUUAUUGUUGUGUGAAGAACAGGUGAGAUCGAAUUCA
This is a messenger RNA of Hevea brasiliensis (rubber tree), 1914 nucleotides long. RefSeq names its product magnesium transporter MRS2-I. NCBI's taxonomy places the organism in Eukaryota, Viridiplantae, Streptophyta, Magnoliopsida, Malpighiales, Euphorbiaceae. Gene Ontology annotation, molecular function: magnesium ion transmembrane transporter activity. The coding region runs from base 361 to 1527 and encodes 388 amino acids. Gene Ontology annotation, cellular component: membrane. The record is from RefSeq and is a predicted model, not a curated record. Gene Ontology annotation, biological process: magnesium ion transport; transmembrane transport. The transcript has 11 exons.